GUGUAUCUCUUUGAUCGUGGAGAAUUCGACGUAAAAAUGGCGGCUAUCGGAGUAUAUUCAACUCCAAAAAUGGAAUAUGUUGAAGGACGUUGCGUAAGUUUUAUUAAUUCGUCGACUAGUCUUAAACUAUGGCCUAUGAUUGGGAGAACCGGCUUUCCGAUUCGGAGGAAAAGGUUGGAAGUGAAUUGUUCAUUGCCUAAUACUAUGUCUCCGUUAGAAUCGGAGGAGGAUGCAGCAACCUUAAGUAGCAGUGAUUCCCUGGAAGAUGAGUUCAGCCAUGUGACGAAGUUCAAAAUGUCCGAUUUCAAGAUAAGGAAUCGUGUUAGCAUUGGCCUUGGUGGCAGGGGAGAUGAAAUAGUGUUUGAAGCAAUGGUGAAUGAUCCUCAUAGCCCAUUGUAUAAGACCAGAGUUGUACUUAGACAACUUAUAAGUCCUCGAGCCAAGCGGAGAGGACAUCGUGCAAUAGAGGUGUUGAAGAGACUGGGACGUCGUAAACUCAUGUAUCAUUCGUACUCUAUGCAAGUUCAUGGGUAUAUCUGCUCAUCCAUGAUAGAUGAGAAGAGUUCAUUCACCCUAGUUCAUGGGCAUCAUGGAAGUGCUUCAUUGAGACACUGGCUUCAACGGUCUGACUGGCUUCCAACUCUAGAAGCUACUCUUUCCCUAGAUCAGGAGUCUGUUAGAAGGGUGGGGGAUGAUACUAUAGGAGGGCCAGCUAUUUCUCGGCAACUGCGGCUAAUCCGAAUUUUAAUGAGGGAUCUCUUGAUUGGAGUGAACUAUGUGCACAGCCAUGGCCUUGCGCAUACAGAGCUGAGGCUUGAAAAUUUGCACAUUAGCGCGGUGGAUAAACAUAUUAAGGUUGGUAUAUUGGGAAAUGCUUCUGACUUUAAUGAGGCUGAUCCUGCGGAUAACACAUCAUAUGACAAUAUGGAUAGGAGGAGAAUGAUGAUUGCAUUUGACAUGAGAUGUGUUGGAUUCAUCAUGGCAAAAAUGGUUUUGAGGGAACUCAUGGACCCAACGAUCUUUGCCAAGUUCAAAGCAUUCCUCACCAAGGGAAAUGAUCCCUCCUGUUUGCGGGAGUUUCUUCUGCAUGCUGUAAAAAGAAAUUCUUCGAUCGGAAACUUUGGUAUACAAAUACUCGAUAGGAACUGGGGUGCAGGUUGGCAUUUGCUUUCAGUACUCCUUGCACCUAAACCUUUGGACAGGAUAAGUUGCUUAAAUGCUCUGAGGCAUCCCUUCUUGUGUGGACCAAAAUGGCGUGUGAACCCAUCUAUUGAUCUAAUCAGAUGGAGUCUUGGCUCAACCACUGUUCGAAUUGCAGAGGAAUAUAUUUAUGGGCAACAGCAGCGAAGUAGGCUUGCUCAUUUUGUCGAAUUAAUGGAGAUGCUGAAUCCUUAUCCGAAGCCAAAGCAUUGGUUGGGAUUGCUUCCUGGAAAGUGGCGGCUGUUAUAUUGUACUGGAAGACAUAUAGGGUUGACCCUUCGACAGCCUUCUGUUAGAGUACUCAUUGGGGAAGUAUACCUAACAAUAUCUAAAGUGUCACAACCUAAGACCACAUUUUCAGCUGCCUCACAUAUUAGCUUCACAGUUAUGGCUGGUCGUGACUGGGCUCAUGACAAGUCUGGCGUUGGGGGAAAACUGCAAGUUAAUUCCUUUUUCAGAUUGAGAGCUGGGAGACGGUUAUAUCUUGAGGAGGAAACUAUCAGCUCAAACUUUCCGUCAGCUACACAGGAUGCUCAAGCUUCCGUCCUGAAAAGGCUAUCUAGUAAAAAGUGGAGGAAAGCAAUCCCGAUAAACAAAAUCCCUUCCAGUCUUUCUGUAGCUAAACUUGUGUCGGAUGAAAUCGAUGUGAUGAUGAGUCUUGAUAAACCACUGAAUGGAAACAUGGAAGUUGCACAGAAAGCAAUUCAAGAAGUACGCACCCAAAUACCUCCUGAAAUGUUCGAUCUAUCAAAAAUCGUUUGCGGAACAUAUUUAGAUUCGAGAUUGCUUGUCCUUAGAAGUGUAAAUGGAUCUGCCCUCUUUUUCCAUAGAUGUACAAAUGACAGCUGAUUGUGAGUAAAAAUAGUUUGUUCAUUCACUUUGUAAAUAAGAUCAUAUUUCUAGUUUUCUGUAACAGGAGUUUGGUAAAAGAAUAGAAGCCAAGAUUUGUGUAUUAAA
Molecule: messenger RNA, 2157 nt
Organism: Solanum pennellii
Lineage: Eukaryota; Viridiplantae; Streptophyta; Magnoliopsida; Solanales; Solanaceae
Product: probable plastid-lipid-associated protein 14, chloroplastic
Exons: 13
Coding region: 37-2049 (670 amino acids)
Biological process (GO): protein phosphorylation
Molecular function (GO): ATP binding; protein kinase activity
Source: RefSeq, a predicted model, not a curated record